UUUAAAGGGACGUUUAACAUUUUUCACACACAAACUGUUUUCCAUUGAUCUGCGCAUUUUGCUAGCUAAACGACCAGCUCAUGCGCAGAUCAAGCGCUGACGCGUCCUUAGCGUCUGGCCCUGAUACUCUUGGUUUUGAGGAAGAGUCUAAGCAGCUGAAGUGCAAGCCCGGUGGUCUGCUUACAGGGUGUUGAGGGAUCUUUUUCCAGUGCGUGUUGGGAUCGGCCCACACAAACCUGUAUCUUCAAGAGGACGGGUGAGCCUCCUCUCCCUGCUGUUCCCUGUCUGCCUCCCCCCUCCGACGCCUCGCUAUGUAUUAGUAUGUUCUUUACAGGAAUAUAUUUACCCGUGGGUAUCUCCGAUGGAUCCCCCGGUAACCCUCAUCUACAUGGCGCUAAAGAAAAAACCCACCAUUUCCGGCCAAAAGUUUGCGGGACGUGCGGAGGACUACGUCCUGCAGAUCAACGGGAUGUUGGAGUACAUUUACGGGAACUACCCCCUGUGUCGGUUUAAAUACAUCAAGCAGUGUCUGUGUCGACCCUGCACCCCUCACCUCACGCUGGUGUCCUUGUCAUCGACAAUGCCAGACAAGCCAGAAGACCUGAAGGUCCCCGGCUCCAAAACGCGCCACAGACGGCAACCUCCACCAGCUACGGAGCAGCAUCGUUCUUCCAUCUGGAACACGGAUCAUUCUUUUUUCAUCCACCUCUUAAAAGGAAGCAAUGUAAAUGCUGAUGAACGCUUGAAGCUGGUGGUGGAAAGCGGUCUGUACCACGGCAAUGAACUUCUGUGCACAGUGGUGAGCAGCAGGGAGGUGCACGCCGCCUCAGAUCCCGUGUGGAAUCAAACAUUGGUGUUUGACAUCUGUGUGCGUGACCUCCCACGCAUGACACGGCUCAGCCUGGUCCUAUGUGCCGUGAAAAAGGAGAAGAAGGCCAGCUCAACCAAGAGAAAAAAAGCUGGAUGCCCCAUCGCCUGGGUGAACACCAUGGUUUUUGAUUACAAGGACAUGCUGAAGUGUGGACACCAUUCUCUCUGUAUGUGGCCCUCGCUUCUAGAUGAAAAGGAAGAAAUUGUGUGCACGCUGAGAACCGCGCAGAGCAAUCCCAGCACGGAGAGCGCGGCGACUCUGCUCAUUUGCUUCCCUGUAUUCGCGCAGCAGGUGUAUUACCCCUCCAUCGAUAAGGUUCUCAAGUUGGGAAGACACACGCAAGUUAGAAAGAGGAUCUCCGAGGAGAAGCAGCAGCAGCUCUGGGAGAUCGUGGAACGCAAGGGGCAAACAGAGUUCUACGAACACGAGAAGGACCUGGUGUGGGAAAUGCGCCACGAGAUCCGAGAUCGCUACCCCGAGGCCCUCUGCAAAGUGCUGCUCGCCACCAAGUGGAACCAGCGAGAGGAUGUGGCACAGAUGAUGUGCUUGUUACAGUCCUGGCCAGACCUUCCUGUCUUCAUGUACCUGGAGCUACUGGACUUCAGCAUCCCCGACUGCUUUGUGAGGUCCUUCACCCUCAGCUGCCUGAUGAAGCUCACGAACGACGAGCUGUGUCUGUACCUCCUACAGCUGGUGCAGGUCCUGAAGUGGGAACCUUAUCACGACUGUGACUUAACCAGGUUCCUCCUGGAGAGGGCCCUGAUGCACCGACGGACCGGCCACUUCCUGUUCUGGCAUCUUCGGUCGGAGAUGCACGUUCCCAGCGUGGCCGUGCGCUUCGGGCUCAUCCUUGAGGCCUAUUGCCGCGGAAGCAGCUACCAUAUGAAGGUCCUUAUGAAACAGGCAGAAGCGCUAACCAAGCUGAAGGAAUUGAACGACUUUGUGAGGUCCGGCGUGCAGAAGACCCGCAGACCGUUGGCCAAGGAGGCCAUGCACAUGUGCCUGAGCCAGGACGACUACCGCGAAGCCCUGUCACACAUGUAUUCGCCGCUGGAUCCCAACACGAUGCUUACAGAUGUAUGUGUGGAACUUUGCACUUUUAAGGAUUCCAAGAUGAAGCCCCUUUGGAUUGUGUACAAUAACGAGCUGUCCGGCGGGAGACGCCUUGCGAUCAUGUUUAAGAAUGGAGACGAUCUGCGGCAGGACAUGCUGGCGUUACAGAUGAUUCGGCAGAUGGACAUCCUAUGGAAGAGGGAAGGUUUGGAUCUCCGGAUGAUUCCUUACGGAUGCCUUUCCACUGGGGACAAGACCGGCCUCAUCGAGGUUGUCAUGCGUUCCGAGACGAUCGCCAACAUUCAGCGUGACUGCAGCAGCGUGGCGGCGACCGCCGUGUUUAACAAGGAUGCCCUCCUGCACUGGCUGAGGAGGAGGAAUCCGGGCAGGAAAUAUGUGGACGGUGCCAUCGAGGAGUUCACGCUUUCCUGCGCCGGCUGUUGUGUGGCUACGUACGUGCUGGGUAUCGGAGACAGACACAGCGACAAUAUCAUGAUACACGAAAGCGGGCAGCUCUUUCACAUCGAUUUUGGACAUUUCUUGGGUCAUUUUAAGACCAAACUGGGCAUCAAGCGAGAGCGCGUCCCCUUCGUAUUAACGCAUGAUUUCGUGCACGUCAUCCAGAACGGGAGGGCAAGCGACACGGAAAAGUUUGACAGGUUCCGUGACCUCUGCGAAAGGGCUUACAUGAUUGUGAGACGUCGGGCCGCCCUCUUCCUCAAUCUGUUUGCGCUUAUGAAGGCAGCGGGUUUACCUGAGCUCAGCGAUUCCAGCGACCUGCGGUAUCUCAAGGAUUCCUUAGCGCUUGGCAAGAGCGACGCAGACGCCUUGAAACAUUUCCGGAUGAAAUUUGACGACGCUCUAAGGGGAAGCUGGAAAACCAAAGUGAACUGGUUCGCCCACAGUUUGUCCAAAGACAACCGGCAGUGACCGAUGACCGACCAACCGGAUCUCCAUCCUUCGGAUUCAUUGGCUUGCA
Messenger RNA from Spea bombifrons (plains spadefoot toad), 2903 nucleotides. Its product is annotated as phosphatidylinositol 4,5-bisphosphate 3-kinase catalytic subunit delta isoform-like. Gene Ontology annotation, molecular function: 1-phosphatidylinositol-4-phosphate 3-kinase activity; 1-phosphatidylinositol-3-kinase activity. Lineage: Eukaryota; Metazoa; Chordata; Amphibia; Anura; Pelobatidae. Gene Ontology annotation, cellular component: phosphatidylinositol 3-kinase complex; cytoplasm; plasma membrane. The record is from RefSeq and is a predicted model, not a curated record. Gene Ontology annotation, biological process: cell migration; phosphatidylinositol-mediated signaling; phosphatidylinositol 3-kinase/protein kinase B signal transduction. Bases 362 to 2854 code for a protein of 830 amino acids. The transcript has 19 exons.